AUGGCGCGACCUUCAAACUUUGGAGCACUUCCUGGUUUUGGGCUUCCUCUGUCCUGGACACCAUCUCACAGCGAUCUGGCUCAGGCUUCUGAACCAGAGGCAUCGAAGCUCGGAGAUGGCAAAGGUACCCCUAGUCCAAACGCGCGCUUGUUCCCGACAGCUUUGAAUAUCAACGACGGGGACCUGGAUACCUUCCAGAUGCAAUUGACCACUCUGCGAGAAUUCACAAUGCUGCGGUUCAUGAAUCAGUUGACGGAUAAGCCCGGCUGGGAGCACAAGGUCUUUGAUGCUUCCAUUACUACGAAAUGGAAGGAAGAGGCAUUAGCCCAGAAUCAACCAGUGAACGACGUCAAAAAAGAAGAGUCUGCAACUCACGUCAACGAAGAAAACCCUGCGCCCGGUGACGAUGAAAACUCGGAGAGGCAAUCUGAGGAUAGCAUCACCGAGAAGAUGGUGGAUUGGUGUUUCGCUGAAUUGCAGUUCAAAGCGAAGAUAUUUCAAGAGAAUGGGGGACUCGUGUCUGUGUAUAAUGGCGACGUCGUCAAAUCGGAUUCCGCUAUUCCACCUGAUCUCCAAGCUGCGCUGAAAGCGGCCGUGGAACCUCUAGAAGACGUGCCCGACCGUCUCAAAGACUGGCAUCCAGGUUCGGACGAGCUUGUCCUGGACCUUGUGCAUCCCAGCUUGUUCCCGCUCGUUUAUGGCCGUAGCAAGGUUUUGAAGGAGGGCAUAACUACUCUGGAUGACUGCAUUGAGCGAUGUGGAGAAGGGGAAACAUUGCCUAUUCGAUCAGACGAUUCUACGUCAGGGAAGGUGUGGGUAAGACCGGAUAUCCUCAACAUAAACCUCUACAGCAACAAAUUUCAAUGGUUACCCUGCGAAGUAGAUGUAUCGGCGAAUGAUGGCAGCUCUGUGCGAAUUACGAGUUACAUCAACAAUUUACACCCACAGGAACGUUCACUGUACUUGGUCAUAGAGCAAGUCAUCGCUCGGGCCAUUCCUUUGUGGAACAUGACUCUGUCCCCACUCCUGUUGGGGGUAGACAAGCACCGGCGUAUACAUUACGACCGGGUCGAAUACAAUCCCGACCCAGCGAGCUUCCCAAAAGAGGAGGGGCCACAGCAAGAAGAAGGCGAGGAUGAAGACGACCACUGGGGUCGAAGAUGGGAAUGGAUACAACAAACACAGCGCGUCAUCCUUCCUGAGCCCGAAACAUUUGCGCCUCCUCCUUAUAUGACAACGGACUCAAAGGACCAAGUCGAUCUGAGGAGAGAUUUUGGCGAGAGAGGAUUGCAAGUCAUAGUCAAGCUAGCGAGCAUUCAUCUCAAUCCGGAGAAGCCCGCGUACAACGGAGGGAGCUGGCAUGUCGAGGGACAGAUGAACGAGCACAUUUGUGCGACGGCUUUAUACUACUACGACUGUGAGAACAUCACGACCAGUCAGCUCUCCUUCCGCCAACAAUCGACAACGGACAUCGGCUGGGCUUACAGCCGCACCAUCGACUACCCGCAAAAUCAGGACGACUGGCUAGAAAAGGUUUUCGGAUGCGAGAACUAUGGUUCUUCCAUGCAACAAGUCGGAGCCGUGGAGACGAGAGCCGGCAGGCUGAUCACCUUCCCCAACAUUCUUCAGCAUCAGGUCCAGCCUUUCUCGCUAAAAGAUCGCUCGAAACCUGGGCAUCGAAAGCUCCUAGCGCUGUUCCUCGUAGAUCCGACGAUCAAAGUCAUCUCGACGGCACACGUCCCUUGCCAGCGAAAGGACUGGUGGCAGGAGGUUGUCAACACGCGAAGUGCGAUUGGCGACCUUCCGCGUGAACUUCAGGACCAGGUCUUCCAGGAGGUUGAAGAAUUCCCGAUCGAUAUGGAGGAAGCAAAGCAGUUGAGGCUGGACUUGAUGGAGGAAAGGAAGAAGUUUGUCGUUGAUUCUGGCAUUGCAUUUGAGAAUAUAUAUACGUUCGCGCUUUGUGAACAUUAACAUGAUCAUAUUCAAUGGAUCCCAAUUUUCGUCGUUGGGAC
Laccaria bicolor S238N-H82 is the source of this 2012-nucleotide messenger RNA. RefSeq lists its product as uncharacterized. The coding region runs from base 1 to 1971 and encodes 656 amino acids. The record is from RefSeq and is a predicted model, not a curated record. Lineage: Eukaryota; Fungi; Basidiomycota; Agaricomycetes; Agaricales; Hydnangiaceae. The transcript has 5 exons.